UUUCUCUCCCACCAGAGCCGAUCAAUCCCGACAGCAAAGAUGGCGGCUGAACGGCGCUGAAUGCUCUCCGUAAUGAGUUACCAAAUUGGCUGUAUUUAUCUACUUUUGUACUAAACAAGGAAACCCAACCCCAUAAGAGAAAACCGUUUCGGUAAAGAAAUGUUGUGAGACCGACUAUACGUAUUUGUUUCUUUUGACGGGAAGUUAGGACGACUCCGUAGUUUUCCGUGUUAGCGGUAGGUGUGCAUCGCCGUAGCUAGCUCGUAUCGUCAUUGUAAAAUGGCUCCGGUGCAGAUUGGGUCAGAUGGGCAGCUGGUCCCGCUCGGGGGUCCCAUAGCCUCGGGUCCCCAGCCACCUCCACCCGGGGCCCCAGCCACACAAGGGGUCCGACUCAGCCUGCUGAUUGAGUUUCUUCUCCAGAGGACCUACCAUGAAAUUACCCUGCUGGCUGAACUACUUCCCAGAAAAACCGACAUGGAGAGGAAAAUUGAAAUCGUCCAGUUUGCCAGUCGCACCAGGCAGCUCUUUGUGCGUCUCUUAGCCCUGGUGAAGUGGGCAAGCAAUGCAGGAAAAGUGGAAAAGUGUGCGAUGAUCUCCAGCUUCCUGGACCAGCAGGCCAUUCUGUUUGUGGAUACGGCUGAUAGGCUGGCAUCACUGGCCAGAGAUGCCCUGGUACACGCCCGUUUGCCCAGUUUUGCCAUCCCUUUUGCCAUAGAUGUGCUCACCACAGGAUCCUACCCACGCCUGCCCACAUGCAUACGAGAUAAAAUAAUUCCUCCAGAUCCCAUUACUAAAGCCGAGAAGCAGACCACCCUGAACCAGCUCAAUCAGAUUCUACGGCACCGCCUUGUCACCACAGACUUACCCCCUCAGCUAGCCAACCUCACAGUGGCUAACGGGCGUGUGAAGUUUCGCGUGGAAGGAGAGUUUGAGGCCACCUUGACAGUGAUGGGCGAUGACCCAGAUAUUCCCUGGAGGCUGCUGAAGCUGGAGAUUCUGGUGGAGGACAAGGAAACUGGAGAUGGCCGAGCCCUGGUCCACAGUAUGCAGGUGAACUUUAUCCACGAGCUGGUCCAGGCACGUCUGUUUGCAGAUGAGAAACCCCUACAGGACAUGUACAACUGCUUGCACUCCUUCUGUCUGUCGCUGCAGCUCGAGGUGCUGCACUCACAGACCCUUAUGCUGAUCCGAGAGCGCUGGGGGGACCUGGUGCAGGUGGAGAGAUACCUGCCCGCCAAAUACCUCACACUUGCUGUCUGGAACCAACAGGUUUUGGGUAGGAAAACAGGCACUGCAUCUGUACACAAAGUCACCAUCAAAAUUGACGAUUCAGAUGGGUCCAAGCCAUUGCAGAUAUCUCAUGAACCUCCUCUCCCUGCAUGUGACUCUAAACUCAUGGAGAGAGCUAUGAAGAUUGAUCAUCUCUCAGUGGAGAAACUUUUGAUCGACAGUGUGCAUGCCCGCUCCCAUCAGAAGCUACAGGAACUGAAGGCUAUUCUAAAGGCCAGCAACCCCAGUGACAACUCAUUCAUCGAGACUGCUUUGCCCACUCUUGUUAUUCCAAUACUGGAGCCCUGUGGUCGCUCAGAGUGCCUACACAUCUUUGUUGACCUUCACUCGGGGAUGUUCCAGCCCAUGCUGUAUGGAAUUGAUCAGUCCAUGCUGGAUGACAUCGAGAAGACCAUCAAUGAUGACAUGAAACGCAUCAUAUCUUGGCUUCAACAGCUAAAGUUCUGGCUGGGGGAACAGCGCUGUCGACAGUCAAUGAAGCACCUUCCCACUGUGUGCACCGACGUCCUCCACCUGUCCAACGCAGCCUCUCACCCUGUUGGCAGCUUAUCCAAACACAAACUCUUCAUCAAACUCACACGGCUACCACAGUACUACAUAGUGGUGGAGAUGCUGGAUGUGGCUGGCAAUCCCACUGAGUUGGAGUACAAAUACUCCUUCCUGUCUGUGUCACAGUUGGAGGGAGAGGACGGACCUCCAUGUGCCCAGCUCCUACAACACUUCAAGCCUAACCUGGAACAGCUUGUCCAGGACACCACGGGGAAAGGCUUCCGCCCUGGGACCAAAAGAAAGCUGUCUGGAGACCAGGGAGCCCUGGAGCCAAAGAAACCCAAGCGCUCUGGGGAAAUGUGUGCUUUCAACAAGGAGCUGGCUCACCUUGUGGCCAUGUGUGACACCAACAUGCCAUUCAUUGGCCUCAGAGCAGAGCUGUCUAACAUGGAGAUCCCGAACCAGGGUGUCCAGGUGGAGGGAGACGGCUGCAGUCACGCCAUACGCCUCCUCAAGAUUCCUCCUUGUAAAGGUGUAGGAGAGGAGACCAGGAGAGCUCUGGCACGCUCUCUGUUAGAUUGCACCUUCCGCCUGCAGGGCAGGAACAACCGGACCUGGGUGGCUGAGCUAGUGCUGGCCAACUGCCCUCUGAAUAGCACAAACAGCAAAGAACAAGCGUCCACACGGCAUGUGUAUCUGACCUAUGAAAACCCACUGUCAGAACCAGUGGGUGGGAGGAAGGUGGUGGAGAUGUUCCUCAAUGACUGGAGCUCCAUCAGUCAGCUCUACCAGUGUGUCCUUGAAUUUUCACGUGCACUACCAGAGAUGCCAUCUUACCUGAGCCUGUUCUCAGAGAUCCGGCUAUAUAACUAUCGUAAGCUGGUGCUCUGCUAUGGCAGCACAAAGGGCAGCUCUGUCACCAUCCAGUGGAACUCCAGCACCCAGCGUUUCCACCUGGCCCUUGGCACGGUGGGGCCCAACUCUGGCUGCUCCAACUGCCACAACAUCAUCCUCCACCAGCUGCAGGAAAUGUUCAACAAGAGCCCAAACGUGGUGCAGCUACUGCAGGUGCUGUCUGACACACUUGCUCCCCUUAAUGCGAUCAACAAGCUGCCAACGGUGCCCAUGCUGGGCCUGACCCAGCGCACCAACACUGCCUACCAGUGCUUCUCCAUCCUGCCCCAGUCACCCACGCACAUUCGCCUGGCCUUCCGCAACAUGUACUGCAUAGACAUCUACUGUCGCAGCCGUGGGGUGGUGGCUAUCCGAGAUGGAGCCUACAGCCUCUUUGACAACACUAAGAUUGUUGAGGGCUUCUACCCUGCCCCAGGACUCAAGACGUUUCUGAACAUGUUUGUGGACAGUAAUCAGGACGCUCGCAGGAGAUCUGUUAAUGAAGAUGAUAACCCACCUUCCCCAGUGGGUGUAGAUGUGAUAGACAGCCUGGUGAACCAGUUGCAACAGCCCAUGAGAGGAGGUGCAGGGGGUGUAUAUCCUCCACUCACUUCACCACCUACACCUUACCAUGCUAACGUAGCUCCUUCGCCAUCCAUGAUGCCCACCCAGUCUCCAGGGAACAUCCAUGCCUCCGGCUCCCCUAGCGGAGCUCUGAGGGCACCUUCUCCUUUUGGGCCCACCCCGUCUCCCUCCUCUCUCGGCAUAGCCAUGGGCCAGACCAGCUUUGCCAGCCCCCACGGUGCUCUGGACCCCAGCUCUCCAUAUGCCAUGAUGUCUCCUAGCCAGAGGGGCCAGUGGCCGGGCUCACCCCAGGUCUCGGGGCCUUCACCUGGUGCACGCAUUCAUGGCAUGUCCCCUGGAAACCCCUCGCUGCACUCGCCCAUCCCUGAUCCCCAUUCACCACGUGCUGGAACCAGUUCCCAGGUCAUGCCCAGCAGUAUGCCUCCACCCCGCAAGCUACCUCAGCGCCCCUGGGCGGCCUCCAUCCCUACCAUUCUCACCCACAAUGCCUUGCAUGUACUUCUGCUCCCCUCACCCACGCCCUGCCUGGUGCCAGGCCUGGCAGGAAGCUACCUCUGCUCACCACUGGAGCGCUUCCUGGGUUCAGUUAUCAUGAGACGCCACCUGCAGAGGAUCAUUCAGCAAGAGCCCAACUUGUCCAUUGUGAACUCCAAUGAGCCUGGGGUGAUCAUGUUCAAGACGGAGGUGCUGAAGUGCCGUGUUGCUCUCAACCCCAAGAACUACCAGACGCUGCAGCUCAAAGUCACUCCAGAGAAUGCUGGUCCCUGGUCCCAGGAGGAGCUGCAAGUAUUGGAGAAGUUCUUUGAGACCCGGGUGGCUGGCCCUCCUUUCAAGUACAACACUCUGAAUGCCUUCACAAAGCUGCUGGGGGCUCCGACUAACAUUCUCAGGGACUGCGUACGCAUCAUGAAGCUCGAACUGUUCCCUGACCAGGCUGGCCAGUUGAAGUGGAACGUCCAGUUCUGUCUGACCAUACCUCCCAGCGCUCCUCCCAUCGCCCCUCCUGGCACCAUCGCUGUGGUGCUCAAGUCCAAGAUGCUCUUCUUUCUCCAGCUGACGCAGCGUAUCCCUGUGCCUCAGGAGCCUGUGAGCAUCAUCGUGCCCAUUGUUUACGACAUGGCCACAGGCCUCACUCAGCAGGCCGACAUCCCCAGACAGCACAGCUCCUCUGGGGCUGCAGCCCUCAUGGUCUCCAACAUCCUGAAGAGGUUCAAUGAGCUGCAUCCUGCCAGACAGGGCGAGUGUACAAUAUUUGCCUCUGUUCAUGAGCUGAUGGCCAAUCUCACCCUACCCCCUGGUGGUCGUCAGUAGCAACAGUAAAUCCAUAGCCAGUACUGGAUCUCAACUGGAUGAAGUCCCUUCUGUGACUGAGUUAGAAGGAAUGAGUGAGAGUGAGAGUCGCAGGACAUUAACUGUGGUCCCAAGAUGUCAAAAUGCAACAUAUGUUCUCUGUGCUUCAGCCAGUGGACUUCAACUUGAUGUAUAGUUCCUGCUACAAAAGGGAGUGAAUUAUGCAGAUUUGUAAAACACAGUGUUUAUUCUUGAUAAAAGUCAUUGUGACUCAAAGAAACAACGGUGGCCAUGGAGGUGUAUCAUGAGAGAGGGAGGCAUUUGAUGCAAAACAUUAUGACACAUGUUAUUUUUUUUCCUUCAGGUGCACUUCUAAACAAAGGAUUAUCUAUUGAAAUUAUGGUUGUUUACCAAAAGAUGUACAUUGUUGUAUAUAUGAGUGUUGAAAAGAAUCCUACACAGUUUGAAUUAGAAUUUUGCUAGAGAUUGUCUUUACAUUCUUUUUUUAUAUAUACAUAUAUAUAUAAAAUGCCAGAUCGAUACUGUUAUGGUGUCAGGAGAUAUAUUCUUUCUUAGCACACUAUUUAAAUGUAUUCUUCCCUUUACUAUGUCAAAACCUCAGCGUUUUUAUUUGGAGCUGUCACUUUGGAUACUGUAAAACUGUGACAAAGUUUCUAAGCCAGCUGUAUUUUAUUAAGACUGCUUUUGAGUCCUGAAUGAAGAAUCUGAGACCUCUUGUCUGUCUUUGAUUACUUAAUAAACCAAGCCCAGAGCUGA
Molecule: messenger RNA, 5325 nt
Organism: Myripristis murdjan (pinecone soldierfish)
Lineage: Eukaryota; Metazoa; Chordata; Actinopteri; Holocentriformes; Holocentridae
Gene: med14
Product: mediator complex subunit 14
Exons: 29
Coding region: 280-4569 (1429 amino acids)
Biological process (GO): regulation of transcription by RNA polymerase II
Cellular component (GO): mediator complex; core mediator complex
Molecular function (GO): transcription coregulator activity
Source: RefSeq, a predicted model, not a curated record